Molecule: messenger RNA, 363 nt
Organism: Pocillopora meandrina
Lineage: Eukaryota; Metazoa; Cnidaria; Anthozoa; Scleractinia; Pocilloporidae
Source: the annotation of a GenBank genome assembly
AUGAACACGUGGCUCAUGAUCAAGGAAGAGGCCAGCGGGUGGCCAAGUCACGUGGGCAACAAUCCCCUGAAACGUCAACGACACUUGGACGAUUACAGAGACAAAGAGGGGAUCGAAUUGGACCCAGAAAAGAUUGAGAAAAAUCCUGGACUGCAUACGCUGGCCAAGAUGAUGUUAAACUCCAAUUUUGAAUUUGAUGACCCCUAAACAUUUUCCACCUUCUGUAAUAGUGACACCCUACAAAUCAAGUACGUUAGUAUACAGUCAGAUGAUCGGGUGGAAGUACAAUACACUUUACAAGAGGAAGACGAAUCCAUCUCACCCAACCUGAACAUAUUUGUGGCCUGUUUCACGACCUGUUAG